Rhodotorula graminis WP1 is the source of this 630-nucleotide messenger RNA. RefSeq lists its product as uncharacterized. The record is from RefSeq and is a predicted model, not a curated record. Gene Ontology annotation, molecular function: protein tyrosine phosphatase activity. Gene Ontology annotation, cellular component: cytoplasm; nucleus. The transcript is spliced from 6 exons. Bases 53 to 565 code for a protein of 170 amino acids. Lineage: Eukaryota; Fungi; Basidiomycota; Microbotryomycetes; Sporidiobolales; Sporidiobolaceae.
CUCUCGCUCGCCACUCCCACCCUGCCUCGCUCGCCUCGCGCUUCUGCACCCGAUGAACUACCAGUUCCUCAACGCCGACCAGCUCGAGCAGCUUGUCCGCAAAGGCCAGCAGGGCAAGGACUACGCCGUCGUCGAUGUGCGAGACGACGACUACCGCGGCGGCAACCUUCCGGGCGCAAUUCGGGCUCCGAGUGAGCAGCGCACAGAGCAGAGCGUACAAGACCUCGUCCAGCAGCUCAAAGACGUGCCCACCGUCAUCUUCCACUGCACCUUGAGCCAGGUUCGGGGCCCGAAAGCCGCACGGAUCUAUGCCGAUGCGGUGUCCAAGGCGCACGCUCAGCAGCAGCACCAGCCUGGGCCUCGUCCUGUCGGUGACUCGCUCGGCGCGUCAGCGAGCGCACGUCCCGCCGACUUUUCGCCCAACCCGUUCGCCCAGCAGCAGCGCACCGACGGCGCCGACCAGCAGCAGGUGUACGUCUUGCGAGACGGGUUCGCCGGCUGGCAGGCGCUGCACAGGAACGACCCGGCCCUCGUCGAGAACUUUGACGCGACCAUCUGGAGCUGAACGAGGGCGCGCAGAGGACGUAUACCCGUCGCGCUCGAGCCUGGAAUGCCUCGUCUCGCCGCCCU